AUGUAUUCUAGUCAAUAUUUAAUUUUUUAUUAUAUAUUUAUUAUAAUUUCUAUGGAAAUAAUUAUGGUAUUAAAUGAAUCAAAUAAUAGAUUACCGUUGAAAAUUGCUGCUUUCUCUGGUAAUGGUUUCAUUUUAAAUAAAUUAAAAAAUCGACCAAUUACAAGUACUGAAGAGAGAAUUGAAAUUGAGUUUCAAACAAAAGAAUCAAAUUCAAGUUUGUUUUGUUCAGGUAGUGAAACACAAUUACUUCGUUUAGAUAUGGUCAACGGGCAACUGAAAGUAUUUCUACACUUACCAAUCACCGAAACCGAUAUUCAAUUAGAUGUAGCAGAAGGAAAUAAUGCAAUUACUCAAAAUCAUGGCAUUUACCGAAAAAACAAGCUAUCAAGUUUAUUUCAGUUGGAUAUAUUGAUUCAAUCUAAACUGGACCCAACAUUACGACUAGACGAUAACCAAUGGCACUCUAUAAUAUUGGAAAGAUCAAACUCAUUGUUACAAGUGUACAUAGAUAACAAUUUGGUAUUUACACGUUUACUUGGUUCACCUAGUUAUCAACGUCUAUAUUUAUUACAUACACAAGUUAUUGUUUUAGGUGGAUCAUAUAAAUUAGGUGAUAUAUAUCAAAUGAAUUCAAUGAAUAUUAUAUCGGAUAAAAAUUUUAUUGGUUUUAUUUCAAAAGCUAUUUUUCAAGCAGAUGCACUUGAAAUGAAUAUUCUUGAAUUUACUUUAUCAAGUUUACAUGGUUUUCGAAUUCAAUCAAUAUUACUUUUCACAAAUAAAACUUAUGAUCAAGUUAAUGAAAUCAACCCAUAUACUACUAAUAAUACUACUGAACCAAUUCAAUUCAUUCAUAUAUGUGAUUUAAUUAAUAAUAUGAAUCAAAUGAUUACAUCAUCAAUUUCUUUUAAUUCAACAACAAUAUUGAAUGAAAAUAUAUUUAUUACUUUAAAAUUACCAACAUUUAUAUUAUUAGAUCUAUUACAGAAUUCUAUGGAAUGUAUUCAACAGAAUUCAAAUGAUCCUAUGAACUCGAUUAAUACAUUAAAAUGGAUUAAUAUAGAAAUACAAUAUAGUUACUAUGCAACUAAUCAUAAUGGUUUACUUUUCUUAUUAAGAGAUGAUAUUGAUGGUAGAUUGAAGCAUUACAGUUUUAUUAAGGAUUAUAAUGAACAAUUAUCAAAUGAAGAUCAUUUAGAUGGGAAUCUAUUAAUUGGUGCUGAAUUUCGCCAUAAUAAUCUAUAUCUUAUUAUACAAAAGAAUAAACAAAUAUGGUUUGAUAUGAAAUUAUAUACAAGAUCUAAUCCAUUACGUAAUAUAAAUAAGUUACAUAUAAAUUAUACAAUGAUAUGGUUAAUCAAUGAAAAUAAUCAUUCAUUAGAUGAUUUAUGGCCAUUAAUUAAAAUAAAUUAUGAUGAUUCAAUGGAGAAUUGGAUGACUGUGGGUCCAAAUAAUCAUUAUAGUACUAAUAAUAGUAACUAUUUGACCUUAAUAAAUAAUGAACAAGAAUUAAAAUUAAUGAAAAAUUUAAAAGUAGUCAAUCAUGUUUAUGAGAAAAUAUGGGAGAAUACAUUAUGGUUUGGUAGAACUUUAUAUUUAGGUGGUAUGAAUUAUACAAAAUCUAUUGAAAGUGGAUUAUUUAUACCAGGAAUUCAAAAUAUUCAUAAUAAAUAUCAACAUUUCCAAGGUUAUAUUACUAGGGUAACAAUUAAUGGUUUACGUUUGGAUUUACAAUCAGCUAUUGAAGCACGUCUACGUUAUUUACAAAGUAUCCAUCAUGAAAAAAUUCAAACAAUUACAGACUUCUCUUUUCCUUUAAAGUGUAAUACUACUAAUAAUAAUGCUACAACAGAAAUUUUACCAACUAUUUGCCCAUCAUGUUCAUUAAAUAAACAAUAUCAUCAUCUUCAAAUAGAGAGAUUAUUAAACUCAUAUAUGUAUAACUCAUCUGAAUUAAAAGAAUCUACACCAAUUCUACAUUUCAAUGGAUUACAGUUAAUACGUAUUCAAUUCCCUGUUCAACAAUAUUCAUCAUUAAUAUGGAUUGUAGUUAUGUUUCAAACAAAUCAUUUGAAUGGUACUAUUCUAUACACAGAACCUGAUUUACAAUAUAAAGUGAAUAUUAUAGAUAAGUUUAUACCACGUAAAAUUAAUAAGAAGAGAUUCACAUAUGAAGAAAUCAAUAAAUUUAUUUCACCUAUACAACAACAAUCACAACAACAACAGAAAACAAAUCAACAAUUUAUAUACAAUGAGUUGUUUGGAUCAAAUCAUGACAGUUUUCAAAUAUUACUUGUAAAUGGUCAUAUUCAUGUGAAAUAUAUUAUCGGUAAUAAAUAUGAAGUAUAUGAAUUACCCGUGUUUUUAUCCGAUGGAAAAUGUCAUCAUUUUGAAUUGAUUCAUAACAAUUCAUAUAUAACUAUUCAUUUGGAUAAAAAUGUAUUUAGUCAACGGACAAAUUUAACCAUUACAGAAUUACCCGUUCAACAAAUAAUUAUUGGAUCAUCCAAUUCAUAUGAGUCGUCAUUAUUAUCAAUAAAUCCUAGGAUUAAUCAAAUUAAUGGUUAUAAUGGUGAUAUAGCAUAUUUUUCAUAUAACGGUCUCGAACUAUUAUCAUACAAGAAAAACAAUGUACCCAUUCAAUAUCCAUUAAAUAAAAGUAAUUUGGAAAAUAGCUUUGAAUUCUCACUUAAUCAAUGGGUGAUUGAAUUUACUGCCCAAUUAUUUCAAUAUAAUGUAAGACAUAGGCCAAUCAGUUAUGACUUUCCUAUACAAUUUAAACAAUCCAAAUGUUAUCUUUCAAUAAUCAACGAACAUUUUGAAAAUGUUCCAUUACUUGUUAAGUUUUCUUUUAAAACAUCAAUUGAUCAAGGUAUAUUGUUAUUUAUUUUAAAUAAAUUAAAUGAUAAUUUUCUACUGAUUGAAUUAAUCAGUAGUCAAUUAUUAUUCACAAUACAUUUUAAUAAUGAAUUAAUAACAAAGAAAAUAACAGCCAUGUCAAGGAAUAAAAGAGUAUUCUUUAAUGAUUCACAAUGGCAUACAAUUGAAUUAUUCAAGGUGAAUAAAGAAAAUAAUUUAUUGACCAUUCGAUUAAAUACACAAACAUCAAUUGAAUUAUCUACUACUACUACUACUACUAAUAUAGAUUUAAAUGAUAUAUUUAAUAUUAAACAAUUAUUUUCAAAUUCUAUAAUUAAUAUUGGUGGUUGUUCAAUGUCAGAUUUUAUAAAAUUUCAAGGCAAAAUUAAAUCAAGAUUCGGUUUCCAAGGUUGUAUUGCCAAUUUUCAAUUGAAUGGCCAUCCAACAAUCAAUCUUCUCCAAAUGGCUAAAGUUUAUCCAAAUCUUGAUUGUAAUGAUUAUAUAGUAUAUGGGUGUGAAUCAAUGACGUCUGGUUGUGCAUCAUCACAAAAUAGAAAUAAUAAUAUCUCUCCAUUUCAUUCAAAUUUUCAUGAUUUUGAUUCUAGCGAUGAUUCGAGAAAUGCAGACAUGUGUUAUAAUGAUGGAGAAUGUUUGGACAGAUUGAAUACAUUUUAUUGUGCAUGUGAUUUAACUACUUUUCAAGGUCAUCAAUGUGACGAAGUUGGGACAACUUUGCAUUUUGGUAAAAUCGGUUCAAUUAAUGCUCAUUUGUUCAAUCCUAAUGGAACUUUAAUUAAUACAAAACAAUAUACUGGAUUUGUACAAUUUCAAAUUGAGCACAAUGAUUUAUAUAUUGUAAAUGAUGUAUUCACUUUAGGACUACAAUUAGAUAUAAAAUUGUUACAUCAUACUGACAAGUUAAACUCAAUCAAUAAUGAUUUUAUCACUUUAUUAUUUGCUGGAAAUCAAUUUCAAAAUAACUUGACUUAUCUUCAUGUCUAUUUGGAACAAGGAUAUUUAAAAAUGAAAUUCUUAUUGGAUGGUUCAAUGAUUGUUAUUGAUGGUCCAAAGAUCAAUGUACAAGAUGGAUAUUAUCAUAGGAUUCGGGGAAUUAGAUCCAGGAAUCAGAUUCUCCUUGAAGUAGAUCAAUAUCAAACUGUUUAUCGUCUAUACAAUGAAUUUGGUUCGCUUUUGAAAACACGCUAUCUUUGGUUGGGUCAUUCACCAUUAUCAAAUUUUUCUGAUUUCAUACAAGGUUAUGUAACAGGGGUCUAUUACAAUGGAUUACGGUUAACUGAUCUUGCAUCUGGUUUACAACAUCUGACAUUUGUUAAAGUUACGCGAUACGCCGAAGUAGAGUAUACAAAUACAUUUCAAUUGAAAUUAGGACCAAAUAGUCCAUUUUACACUAAAUCCAAUCUACGAAAAAGAAAAAAACAGUUACAACUGUCAAAAUCUUCAUCUUCAAUUUUCAAUCCACUUGUGAUUUCAAAUGGUUUUCUUACAGAUUUCAAUAUACCUAAUACAAAUGAAAAUAAGUGUUUAUCAUGUACAACUAAAAAUGAUUUCUCACUAGAUCCAUCACCUCUUAUAGCAUCAUCACAUUCAAAUACUUUAUUGCCUAAUUCCGAGAUUCAACCAACAUUGAUAACAUUUACAAAAUCAUUAAAUAUUUGGUUAUUUAUUUGUUUAAUUCUAACAGGUUUAAUUUUAAUUAGUUCAUUUGGUUUUCUUAUUUAUCGUUGUACACAAAAUCGACACUUUAAAGAAUAUAACACACAUAUUUCACAUUAUGAACAAUCUACUUCAACAAAUGAACCACAUUUAUUACAAUCAAUAGAGAAUGCCAAAAUUAAUGAAUUGGAUAAACAAGAAUACGAUCAAAAUAAUGAUUUUUCUCAAAAUCAAUAUCAACAAAAUAUUUCAUUAUGUCAUACAGGGUAUCCAAAUGAUUUAAUAACAUCUACCUCAAUUAUUCUUGGUAAUGAUCAAUAUAUGAAGGAUAAAAUUGACACUUUACCAACAUCUUUAUAUAUAGAUAAUGAAACUCUAUCUAAUUUAAAUGAAACUUAUACUACUCAGAAUAGAUUACAACAUGAGUUAAAUAAUCAACAAAUGGAUGAUUAUAAAUUAGAUAGAUAUGUAAAUGUAUCCAAUUGGUCUACAAUACAAAGAAAUCAUGGUUAUAACUCCAAUGGUAAUUUCUUAAAACAUUCCAAUUUCUUUACUUAUCAUCCUCAUUCAUAUAAUUUACACAAAUCUAAUAUAAAUAAUUUUACAUUUGUACAAAAUAAACAAGCAAUGUAAGAUAUGCAUCAUGUAUAUGUGUAUGUGUGUGCGUGGGUUUGAUUACAUGUCUGUCUGCAUGUUAGGUUAAUUAUAUAAUAUUACGUUUUAGUUAUUAUGCAUUAAUGUAACAUUAAUGUAAUUUGUGUUACCUCAUUGUAUUUGUGCUUUUUGGUAUAUUUCAAAAGAGAAGAAAUAAACCGGACCUAUUCAACAGGGUAUGCUGAUAUUCCAUUUGAGUAGUAAAUAUGUAUUGAAAUAUAUAAUUAAGAAAAGUUGAAUAAUAUAAAUCACUUUUACAUUACUCUUAUAAUUCAUCCAUUUUAAAACAAAAUUGUUCUAUGUUAUUACAUCAUUAUUAUAUAAGUGGAUUAUUUCCUUCCAUAUUGCUAACCUUUAUUCAUUGAAUGUACAAGUCAAAGUCUGAUUUUCUGUACAUUUUCAAUAAUACAUAAACAGUUCCUACAAAAAAUAAUUCUGUUUUAUUUCCGAUAACAAUGUAAAGUAAUUUGAUUUUCAAUAGAUCCCCAUUCGAUGUUGAUCUACAACUAAAACUUUAUGAUUCUAUCAGUUCAAUGAACUGAAUAAUAUUUAUAAUCUCAGAAAUCUAGUACAUUUUCUAUGGAAUAAUUUAUUUGGUU
This is a messenger RNA of Schistosoma rodhaini, 5783 nucleotides long. The record is from the annotation of a GenBank genome assembly. NCBI's taxonomy places the organism in Eukaryota, Metazoa, Platyhelminthes, Trematoda, Strigeidida, Schistosomatidae.